AUGUUUAGUCAAUGGUAUCCGCCGCAAUUUCAGCGACAAGUUAACUUGGACAGCAUCACGCAGAGCCACGAGCCAAACAACAAGCCCCGUAGUCAAGGUGAUGAAGCAGGCCCAAGUGGUUUUGUGCGCCUCAUCGACGACAACGGCGGUAAGUUGAGCGGUCGCUGCGGCGCUGUUCGGAGAGCUGCUGUUGUUGUUGGUUACAGGAGCGGUACACGGAGCGAACGUGGUGGGGCAGCAGGAGGAGCUAGAGAGGGUGGUGGUGGGGGUUGUGAUGAAAAAAGACGAAGUUUCUCGUGUGCCGACAUAGACAAGUGGAACCGCGCAGGUCACCCUCAGAGUUUCGCGGACUAUCAGUCUGAGACCAUCAACGUAUGCGACAGUAUCAGCAAUAGUUACACUAACGACAACAACAAUAUCACCACACGAAAUAAAGAGCCAACUACGAAGUCGCUAAGUCGAUUUAGCAGAAGUAACUCGGAGACGACAAGAACAACAAAUACGAUACUUACCUUGAAAUCUACUACGGCUCUAAUACCACAACGUUCUAUUGCAAUAAUCAGGCAGUCAGGACAAGUAAGGUAUGCAACAGUAGAACCAGCUGCGGCGGCAGCAACAACAGGAAACGGCCUAUCCACGACGUCACCUUCAUCAUCACCGUCAGUGGCGAAUAAUUUGAAAUUUCAACAAGCUAACCCCUAUAACAAAUCGCAACGCGAGCUGAAAACCAUUACUCCAGUAACUUCAAUGCAGGUGAAUCCAAUGUCAAGCGAGGAAGGUGUAGCAGAAGGCGCUGGGCUGACCCAGCGGCCAACGACCUUGCAAUGGGGAGGUCCAAACGGGGUAUGCACCAAUAUGGGAUCUCCUGGGCCUCUUGGAAGCCUUACGCCGUCUCCUGCAACUCGGAGCAAGAUCGAACAAUUAAAGCAAUGGAGUCUAUCCACGUACAAAUGCACCCGACAAAUCCUCGCCGAAAAGAUGGGCAAGGGAACACGAACUGUUGACGGCGAACUAGAAGCGAAUAUCGAGCUGCUCCGAGAGACGCACCAGAAGUACCUAAACAUUCUUCGAUUAGCGAAGCUUCUGACAACCCACUUUUACAACACGGUGGCAACACAAGCGGCUCUAGGAGAGUGUUUUUCGGAUCUUGCGCAAAAGAGUCCGGAAUUGCAGCAGGAAUUCCUGUACAAUGCAGAAACGCAAAAGAAUCUUUCGAAAAAUGGAGACACGCUACUAGGAGCGCUGAACUUUUUUGUCUCGUCAUUGUCAACAUUAUGUAAUAAAACAAUUGAAGAUACACUUAUCACGAUUCGUCACUAUGAGAACGCACGGCUCGAGUUCGAUGCGUAUCGAUGUGAUCUUGAGGAGCUUUCGACUAGCGCUGGAACCGCUGCGCAAGCUACAAAGGUGGCUGAGGCCAGGGCGAACUUCGAGUCGCAGAAAGAGAAAUAUGAGAGACUUAGAGGAGACGUACAGAUUAAGAUGAAGUUCCUUCAUGAAAACAAGGUAAAGGUGAUGCACAAACAACUAUUAUUACUUCACAACGCAGUAUCAGCAUAUUUCAGCGGUAACCAGUCUUCGCUCGAAGCGACUCUGAAGCAGUUUAAUAUUAAAGUUAAAGCACCCAAUUCGUCGUCGCCCAGCUGGCUCGAGCAAUAGAACAUGACAGCAGCGUUAUCGAUAAACCGAACUGCUUCCGCUGAAGAGGUUGCAGGUUUUUUCGAUUUCGCCAUCUGCGCAAUUGAUAUGCAGAUUAUGACAUUGUACAUUGGGAUGGGUGGUACAGACGAUAGAUUCGCUAGAACGCCCCUUGUGCGCAGCGUAAAGCUCUUUAACUCACCCAUAUUAAACGGAGUGGAUCGAUCGGACAGGUUAAUCGUAUCCCACGAGCCAGAUGACCACAAAAAGGAUAUUAGCGAAGGACAAUUUGGAGCAGAGCACAUGAACGACGACACUACGAGAGGCCUGUAGGGUAAAACGAAAUCUGUUUAAAAUUCGAAAUAAUUCUACCCGGUGAAAACUUCCUUCUAAAACCAUUUGUAUUCGAUAGGUAAGAGCAGCUCGACUCAGAGUUUAACUAACAAAUAUAGUAAGUAAUAAGAGUUCAUAGGAAACGGACGGAUGUCAAAGUUGUGGAUGUCGAAGAAGUUGCCCAUUCGCCCGGGUGCAGAUAACAACAGUUGAUUUCUUAAUAAAAGAAUAAAAUUUUACUUGCUAUAAAUGAAGAGGUACAAAGUAAGUUACUUUUUAAACAACUGGUAAGGCCCCAUUAAGUCAGAUGUCUUCGUCCCUUACCUGUGGCUAUCAUGAAAGUCAUCAGUGCUGUUGUCAUUUCGUAUUCAAACUUCCGCUGCUUGGCAUCAACAUGGAAUUUGACCCGUAGUAGAAAUACCACGAUUAUUUCCAGUGGCUGGUGAUUUCUGCUUCAACUUAAUUGGGUUAGGAAGGUAAAUAUUUUUAGAACAAGUAAAGGAAUCUUCUCAGUCCCCUUCUUUCAUCGCUCGAUACGCGUAAAAAUCAAAUUGAGAGUCAAAUUGCAGAUUGCACCGUAAUUUGUUUAGACGUAGUCCUGCUUAAAUAAAGUUACUAUUUUACUGGAGCUAAAAGCAACUGAAAGUUUUCGAUUAGAUCUGGCACUCGUUCUUUCUCAGAAUCAGCUGUGUUUUUAGAAAGAAGUCUUCAAUUUGUUACGGUACGACAAUAGCAGUAUAGAAAUCAGUGAAGUAGCUGCUAACAUCCCCUCAGGCAGCUUUGUAGUUGACUCACCGUCCACCUUGAUUGAACGUGUACUGAGUGUAGUUCCCUCCAAAACUGGCUAUAACUUCAAGAACUGGCCUCGUAUGGCAGACAUGUUACGUUUUUUUUUUUUUACUAGUUGACGAUGUGAUCAGAUAACGAAAGUUUUCCAUGGUUUAUUCUUAAGACUGUGAUUUUAGCAGUGUUCUCAUUCUUUUGCUGAUUUUUUUCAUGCUUUUUCCGUUUCAUAUUUACAACAGCAUGAAGCUACCAGAGACCAAGCAACAACACGUUGUUGAAAUGUUUCAACGCAUCUGGAAAGUAAUCUACCUUCUGACGCUAUUACCGGCCUCUCUAAAUAGUAAAAGCCAUGUACCUGGUCAGGUUCUCAAAAGGUUACAUAAUCGUACAAUUGAAAGAGCACUUUUUUCGUUCAUUUGAAGUACUCAAAGAGAUCAGUUGGUGCUACAAGUUCGCAAAAUCGCUAUCGAAAUACGCAGUCGUCCGUAAGAGCCAAGCGCUGACAGGACGAGGCAGUUAAUUUUUUCGUUUUUGAGUUACGUUUUUUUCUCUUUGUUCCAUUCUAAAUAUUUUGUAACACAGUUAUAAUUGUCUAAUGGCCGUAAAACGCGGCCGGUAAGGGGCCUAUAGUUUUUCGCUACGUUAGCAGAUAUGGAUAGAGUAGUUCCAGGGUAAAUUGUUUUUUGUUGAAACUAGUCAAAGCCCGUCAAAGAGCACAUAUGAAAAUUGGUGACUUGAUGAUCAGCAUAAGUUUUACGUAAGAGGAAUGCUAACUGGUCCUGGGAUAAUCCAGCGUUUUGCCUAAAACUAGAGACUCUAUGGGCAAAAUGUUAAAUUUCGAUAUAACAGAGCAGUUCAUAUGCCGAAAAUUGAAAAUGCCUUACAAAUAUAUUUGUAAGGCAUUUUCAAUAUAUAUUUAUACAUAUAUAUAUAUAUAUCAGGCAUACUGUUGGCUUGUGGGUGGUUGAGGCUUCAUUAGCUAUUAAUUUUUAGCAGAGUACAAAAAUAGAGAAAUUGGGAGUUGCCAGCUCCAAAAAGCAAACAGAGUGACUUCGAUAAGUGUAACUUAGUAAAAUUCGUUUAUGAGUUUGUUUUAGAAGCGGCGCACCCCCGUAAUAUGCAGUUUAUGCCUACCGCCAGUGACACAAUAUAAAUAAAAAUUUAAAUUUUAUACAUAACAGCAACUCGCGUGUGUUUAUCUGUAAUUCGUAGAUCUUUCGUUUUAUGUGACUGUCAGUGCAACCCAUCGUAUAAAACUGAGUGAUCAAAAUAAACCAUGGACGACAUGAACGGUGAAAAAUCUAAGAAAGAAUAGAGAAUGGGCGUAUACUUCGGGUGCGAUGGGACUGAACUCCCACACGGCGAGGGACUCCCAUAAGCGAUAAUAUCGUCGCGAAAUUGACACGCACCUCGUUUCAAUGCAUUUUAUAGUGUUAUAACUACAACAUAGCGAAUCAAUCAGAAAUGCCGUGUGCACCAAUCAAUAAAUGAUCGAGCAUACUUCUGGAGAAGGCGGAGUACAUCACAACGAUUGAAUAACGACUUAGUUUAUUCUCUUAGAUGCAUUUGCCACAGAUAAACGGAGGUUCAAGAUCUAAAAAAAAUUAGUUAGAAAUUGUAGCGGCAAGAUUUGGCCAUAAAUACAGGACUUUCUAGUAGAAUAUUCUUUUGCAUAGCAAUGUCUUUAUAAAAUUACGCAAGAAUAAAAACUUCAUUACUAAUCCCGAAGUCCUGCAAUUAAAAAAACCAUUGUCAGAUAUAAUGGCAGCAUGCGAAUAAAAAUUACCCGCCAAUUACUUUGAUAUUGCUACGAAUUGCUUGCUCACAGGCGGUUACAAUCCGACUGUCGAUAGGGUCAGACUUUAGAGGCUAUCCAUUGUUGAGCCAAUGGUGACAACACAGCAGUUCGAUUUCGGGUAUAUAUAUAUGUAGAGCCUGCGCGCAGGCUAGAUGAAUAGAGAAAAAAUGGAAAAUCUAAUCUUAAUGGAUCUUAAUCGGUAGAAUACAAGAUGGACUUUAAUUCAAAAGCAAAGUGAAUCGCAUAGCACAAUAUAUAUACAUAUAUAUAUACAUAUAUAUAUAUAUAUAUAUAUAAUAUAUAUAUAUAUAUAAUAUUGUAUAAAAACGUACAUGAAAAAAUUUAUAUAAAUGAAGCGGUGAAUGGUUAAUGAUUUUCGAAGCUUCUCCUCGCACGUGCUGAAAUAAAAUUGAUUUAUUGACUUGUCAAAUGCUUUUUUUUUUCUCUGUGACGAUACACUUUGUUUUUUGUAGCUUUCUUUCUCGUCACACAUUGACAUGAGCUCGAAAGCCAAGCCGAUUCAGCCGCUCUUUUUUUUCUGAAGCCGAAAUACAAUUGAGUUCCGAAAAAAAAAUUCAAAAAAAAUUUUUAAAUACAGAAAGCCUUGCUUACGGUAAGUUCUUUCUUUUCUCGUUAUAAAAAUCGAUACUUGGGCAAAGUGUGACUUACUUCCGCCACCUAUUGUAACCCUGGUUUAUAAAUAUAGAUCUAAAAUUCAUGCUGGGUAUUGCAAGCCGUGUAAUAGAUUGCCAUAUUUAUAGCUUGUGAAAAAAGUUUUGUGAUUUAUGUCCCUCAAUGUUCAAGAAACCGUGAUCUACUUGAAUUAAUUUAAUACGGUUUUGCUGUACAUUAUUCAUCUGAAUACGAUUAUCAAAGAUGUAUCAUAAUUGGGCACUGUACGUAGACUCGUGUACACCUUUCUCUACGCAUAUUUGGAUCUGAAAAGUGCUUUCGAUGGAAAAAAUUUUAAUCUGUUCCUAGAAAAUAUAAAGCAUAUAGGUCUUCAUGCCUUUUUCCAGCGGAAAAGUUUCACCUACACAAAGCCGAUAAUAACACGGACCAGUCCCUGGCGGGUUUUAACAUAUGCUUUUUUGCUACUAUAUGCUAUAUUUGUAUUAUGCCGAUGAUCUAAAAAUAUAUGUAAAAUUGUGAAUCAUCGUUAAUAUGUAUUAUGCUGUGCUCUGGUGCCAUGCUGCAGAGUAAAAUACUUUUACUAAGACGAAGUUCUGUUGUCUUAAGGAUAGUAACUCACAGAACUACAGUCUACGGUACCGCCAUUCCUUGACCGCCAUAUAUAUAUAUAUAUAUAUAUAUAUAAUCAGUGUAUUCAUUACGGUAAACUUUGAUUUCAACGAAUAACAGUCAUACAUUCAAGUAUUCACACUUGAUAAACACAAAGUAUCUGGAAAUAUUCCAUACGGGAAUAUUAGUAAACGGUGUUCUAAAAUAUCGA
Varroa destructor (honeybee mite) is the source of this 6008-nucleotide messenger RNA. It is a transcript of the gene Arfip, whose product is annotated as ADP ribosylation factor interacting protein arfaptin. Lineage: Eukaryota; Metazoa; Arthropoda; Arachnida; Mesostigmata; Varroidae. Gene Ontology annotation, molecular function: phospholipid binding; protein domain specific binding. Gene Ontology annotation, biological process: regulation of Arp2/3 complex-mediated actin nucleation; intracellular protein transport. Gene Ontology annotation, cellular component: trans-Golgi network membrane. The record is from RefSeq and is a predicted model, not a curated record.